AUGUUUCCAGCGGAUCGAAAAACUCUGGCAGUUCCUCGAUAUAUUGACGGCAAUGCAAGCACAUCAUCGAGAUCCAAUGUCUCACGUCCACUCCAUGUGUUUGUGGAUUGGAGUAACAUUUACAUCUCAUUCAAAUCAAUUACUGAUCUGAAACGGCCUCCUGAUAUAUCGGCACUUGAUCUUGUGCUGCUAAGAGGUCGAGAAUUUACCAGUAAAACACUAGCAUCCUCCGACCUACCAUCCGAGUUUCAAGCAAAGCUCAAAGACUUGCGUUAUAAAGUGUAUUCUGUUUCCCGACAGCUUCACUCGGAUAAUAUCAAUUCCACAGCCAAACUCAAAGAACACGGAGUCGAUGAGAUACUCUCACAACGAGUCACUGAAGCAGUCAAAAACCACCAGCAAGGAGUCAUUGUUUUAGCCACCGGCGACGGCUCAAUGUCGUCACUCAACCGCGAAGUCGGGUUCAUCGCCAGCAUCGAAACAGCGCUCACUCGCGGCUGGAUUGUCGAGCUCUACUCUUUCUACGAAUCGCUGAGCUCCAACUACCAACACCUUCAACAACAAUACCCCCGCCGAAUGUUCAUAUUUAUUCUCGACAAUGUGCUGGGGGACCUGUGA
Messenger RNA from Sugiyamaella lignohabitans, 618 nucleotides. RefSeq lists its product as uncharacterized. The transcript has a single exon. The record is from RefSeq and is a predicted model, not a curated record. Lineage: Eukaryota; Fungi; Ascomycota; Dipodascomycetes; Dipodascales; Trichomonascaceae. Bases 1 to 618 code for a protein of 205 amino acids.